Messenger RNA from Salvelinus fontinalis (brook trout), 6471 nucleotides. Its product is annotated as integrin alpha-5-like. Gene Ontology annotation, cellular component: external side of plasma membrane; integrin complex. Lineage: Eukaryota; Metazoa; Chordata; Actinopteri; Salmoniformes; Salmonidae. Gene Ontology annotation, molecular function: integrin binding. The transcript has 30 exons. The record is from RefSeq and is a predicted model, not a curated record. Gene Ontology annotation, biological process: angiogenesis; cell-matrix adhesion; integrin-mediated signaling pathway. The coding region runs from base 365 to 3529 and encodes 1054 amino acids.
GAUGAAUCAGUUCUGAGUGUAGCCCACUGAAGUUAUACACUAGUUUUCUCUUCUGUCUGUCUUUUUGUGAAUCAAGAGCUCCACCUCUCCUAAAGUUGUCACGAGUCGAGGAACUACCUCCUUUCAAUGUUCCCUCAAUUAGGAGCAAAGCGAGCGUAGUGAGGGACAGCGAGCGGUGAGGACGCCGAGGGAAGAGGCUGACUGAGCAUUUAGGAGAUAUACAGCGAGUUUUAGUUUCAAGGCAUGCAGUUUAGAUAAAUAGGUAGAACAACCACUCCACAAGCUCUACGGAUCUGAAAACAUUAGAGCAACUCAGGUGUUGAUUUAAACAAAACACAUUUUAGUGGAUUCAUUUAGAAAUAGAAUGGGUUCCAGAAGAUACCGUUCGGAGACGCCGGGAGAAGUGAACUACCCAUUCUGCGGUAUUGGGGUUUGUCUGAUAAUAAUCCUACAGUUGUGUGCUGCAUUCAACUUGGACGUGGAAAACCCCACUGUCUACAGCGGACCUAAUGGGAGCUACUUCGGAUAUUCCGUGGAAUUUUACUUGACCAAUUCUUCAAGUGUCAGUGUGGUGAUCGGUGCUCCCAAGGCCAAUACCAGCCAGCGCAACAUCACAGAGGGCGGGUCCGUGUACUACUGCCCAUGGAGUCUCGGCCAAUCAGAGUGCCACAACAUUGAGUUUGACAAUCAAGGGGACCGAACAGUCACACUCAACACCACAGACUACCAGGCUGAAGUCAAGUCCCACCAGUGGUUCGGCGCCACCGUCCGUUCCCACGACGACACCAUUCUGGCCUGCGCCCCUCUGUACUCCUGGAGAACCAAAGCAGACCUGCCCCAGUCAGAUAUCACAGGAACCUGCUACCUCUCUGUCAAGAACUUCACCAAGUUUGUGGAAUAUGCUCCCUGUCGCACAGAAUUCAUUAACGAGGGGGGCCAGGGCUACUGUCAGGGGGGGUUCAGUGCUGAUUUCACCAAGGAUGGGAAAGUGGUGCUUGGAGGACCAGGCAGCUUCUUCUGGCAAGGUCAGGUGAUCUCAGCAGCCAAAGAAGAGAUCAUCAAAGCUUACUACCCAGGGUACUUCAUGCAGUCUGUAGAGGGACAGAUCCAGACCAGACAGGCUCAGCUCAAAUAUGACGACAGCUACCGCGGUUACUCUGUUGCGGUCGGGGAAUUCAGUGGAGAUGAGGUGGAAGAUUUUGUGGCUGGGGUCCCAAAAGGAGACAUGCUAUACGGUUUGGUGUCUGUUUUAAAUGGCACUGAUCUGAAGUCCAUGCUCGACUACACUGGUGAACAGAUGGGCUCCUAUUUUGGGUAUGCUGUGGCCACAGCUGACAUCAAUAACGACGGUAUGGCUGACCUGUUGGUGGGAGCUCCCAUGUAUAUGACCCGGGGGUCAGACAGUCGCCUGGAGGAGGUGGGCCGUAUGUACGUCUAUCUGCAACGUGGACCCCUGGACCUGGAGCCAACCCUUAACCUGACCGGAACCCAGGUGUUCGGGAGGUUUGGUAGCACCAUCGCCGCUCUGGGAGAUCUCAACCAGGACGGAUACAAUGACGUGGCCAUCAGCUGUCCAUUCGGUGGAGAUGACCAGCAGGGAUUGGUUCUCAUCUACAACGGAUUUGCUGGAGGGCUCAGGGACACGCCCUCUCAGGUCAUAGCUGGCCAAUGGGCUUCAGGCACUGUGCCCGCAAGCUUUGGAUUUGCCCUCCGAGGUGCUAAAGACCUGGACAUGAAUGGUUACCCAGAUCUUAUUGUUGGUGCUUUUGGAGUUGACAAGACAGUUCUGUACAGAUCCCGGCCCAUCGUCAACACCAGCGCCUCCCUGACCGUCUACCCCACCAUGAUCAACCCUGAGGAGAAGAGUUGUUCAGUCAACAACGGCAACACCACCAUCCCUGUCUCCUGUGUCAACCUGAGUUUCUGCCUCUCGGCCAAUGGGAAGUACCUCCCAGACAACCUAGACUUCCAGGUAGAGGUGCAGUUGGACCGUCUGAAACACAAGCAGAAGGGAGGGGUGAAGAGGGCUCUGUUUGUAGACUCCCAGCAGACAGUGCUCACGAGGAGUGUGAGGGUGCGGAACAGAGAGCGCGUGUGUCACGACACCAAGAUCUAUCUGAGGGAUGACAAGGAGUUCAGAGAUAAGCUCUCCUCCAUCUACAUCUCCCUCAACUUCAGUCUGGAUCCUCAGGCAGCGUUCGACUCCCACGGCCUCAGACCCAUCCUCAACUACCAGUCCACCGAGCUCAUCGAGCAGAAGGCCCAGAUUCUGCUGGACUGUGGAGAAGACAACAUUUGUGUUCCUGACUUAAAGCUGGCGGUGCACGGGGACCGGAAGGAAGUGUACCUAGGUGACGACAACUCACUGACCUUGACUUUCAAUGCUCGGAACGAGGGUGAAGGAGGGGCCUACGAGGCUGAGCUGUACGUGGUGCUGCCUCCUGAAGCGGACUACAGCGGUAUAGCCCGCAAUAACGAGAGCCUGACCCAGCUAACCUGUAGCUACGAGACAGAGAACCAGACCCGCUACCUCAGCUGUGACCUGGGCAACCCUAUGAAGUCUGGCACCAGCCUGUGGGCAGGUCUGCGCUUCACUGUGCCACGACUGAAGGAUACACGCAAGACGGUUCAGUUUGAACUGCAGAUCCGCAGUAAAAAUGAGAAUAAUUCCCACAGCGAGGUGGUUCCCUACAAGUUGGAGGUGGUUGUCCAGGCCGAUGUUAUUUUACAAGGAGUCUCCCGGCCAGACAAGGUCUUCUUCCCUCCCCCCAACUGGAAGGUGUCCAAGAGCCCCCAGGUGGAGCAGGACAUUGGGCCUGCAGUCCAACAUGUCUAUGAGCUGGUGAACAAAGGCCCUAGUGGUAUUAGCCACACAGUGCUUCAGCUCAGUUGUCCUCUCAGUGUUCAGGGACAGCGUCUCCUCUACCCUCUGGAGAUCUCUACUGAGGGACCCCUCAACUGCACCACCAACCACUCCAUCAACUACAUGCAGCUCAAGCUCCAGCAGUCGUCCACAGAGCAGCCUCCCCUACUUGUGCCCGGCCAGGAUCACCACAUCGAGAGGAGAGACGUCCACAGAGACCAGCUGGCUGAGCACACUAACCUGUCCUGCUCUAAUGUAGAAUGCUGGACGCUGCAGUGCGACGUUGGUCUUCUGGAGAAGGGGACCAGCGCCAUCCUCAAAGUGCGCUCCCGCAUCUGGGCUGAGACCUUCAUCGAGAGAGCAUACAAAGGGUAUGUGCUUGAGUGCCUGGCAAGAUUCAGUGUGAUCAAGAUGCCCUAUGCCAUCUUACCCAAGGAACUACCAAGUGGAUCUAAAAAGGUGGUGACCCCGGUGGUGUGGAACAAGCCGGACAGCCAGUACUCCGUGCCAAUGUGGAUCAUCAUCUUGGCCAUACUAGCUGGACUUCUUCUGCUGGCACUGGUGAUUUACGUCCUGUACAAACUUGGCUUCUUCAAGAGGUCGCUACCCUACGGCACGGCUAUGGAGAAGGCCCAACUCAAGCCCCAUGCUACGUCUGAGGCCUAAACACCACAGAAGGAUUAAAACAAGCUAAAAGAACCAAAGAAACCUAGAUACCCACAUGAUUGCAACAGAGAAACAUGGUUCAUUUAAAUGUCCAGAGAGGAUCAGACUGCAGUUGAAGAGUGAGGAAGAGGAGGAGAAAAGACCACUGGAACUCCACUGUACUGCACUAGAGGAAGAAAACCCUAAGAACUCCAAACCAAAUGAAUGUUUUUAAUUUAAUAUGUGUUGUUUUGUUUGUCGUCGUCAGGUUGGGGUCGAUCACCAAGAUGAACUUCAGUGUCACAGUCAGACAAACAGGCCUUAGACUUACUGAUCCUAUUUGAGUUGAAGUCCAAGACUAGUGACUACAGAAGAUGAAGAAUGGGAGCCCUUGAUAAGCCCAGGAUGGAGGAAGACGCUUGGUUUCUCCCUCCACAUCUAUUAAAAUAGCUUUUACUUCUCUUGGAUCCGUGUGAAAGAUAAUAAUGUUUGUCUUUUUAACUGCCUUCGUUUUGGUGCUAAAAAGUACAAACGUUGUGCUCAGUGCUUCAAACGGGAUGGCCACAUCUUUCUUCUGGUGUUAAGGGGAGUGAAUACCUCUCUCUUCCUUUUUGUAGCAUUAAAGAAUCACAGCUGAUACUUUCCCCACCAAAGACCUGGAAACUGCAUGAUCAGGGCUUCUACCCAUAGACAGAUGAUUGUGUCUGUCUCAUGUCGCCAAACUCUACACUUUGACUUUUUAUAUAUGAACAUUUCUACCAAAGAUAUUUUACAGUCUCUUCUGUUAUUGUUUUAUGUAAGAUGUAAGUGCAGCCCAAGUGCUCCAGUAAUGUUUGUCAGGUUUAGAUAAAACAGAGGAGCCUAUCUACAUGGCUUCUGCCCCCUUCUGAGUGGUGGACAUGCAGUGCUUGGUUCAGUUGUUUUGCACACAAACUAAAUCUACUGAUGACUGACAAGAUGCCAAAAACAGACAGGAUACUGACUGACUGAUCUUCCUUUGAGUUUGACAUGAACUCUUACUGAUCACGUCGUGUUGAUCCAUGUUCGUUGUGACAAAUGAAAGCAUUGCCUCAAAGUCGUCUGGGACUUGACUGGAUCCACCACCGUGGGCCUGUGAGAUAGAUCUCACUAACAGCUUGAAACAGUGUGGUGCUUUGCCAGAACUCUGGCUGGUGACUUGUAAGCGAGGUUGUCCAGACUUUGCUUGUGCUGCAAGAGGCAGUAUGGAAAUUGGGUUGAAGCAAAGGCCAUCCAGGUAUAUCCUCAGCCUUGGUGUGUAAUGAUGUCUUGAAAGUCAAUAUAUACCUAUCGUAUGUUGCCAACAGAGAUCAGGGAAGUUGCAGUACAUUCUGAGUGGGUUGCUAGCAGGUCAGGGCUCAUUCCAUGUGAGUGUCAGGGAAAUGGCCAAAUGUCCAGUCCCUACACAUUUGACCUCGAUCUUAGUGUGCUCAGUGUGCAUCUUCACUUCGGUUGAUUGUUUUAUUUUAUUUGAUGCCCUUAUGGAUAAAGAGAACUGACUAUGAGUACCAAAUGCACUCCCAACACAACGCUGCAGCUUCACCCAGGGACUGAAAAUAUGUGGGGUUCAUUUAUUUGUCAUGUUUUUAUGUAAAUAGUCUGUGCAUGAGAGGUGUGUGUGUGUGUGUGUGUGUGUGUGUGUGUGUGUGUGUGUGUGUGUGUGUGUGUGUGUGUGUGUGUGUGUGUGUGUGUGUGUGUGUGUGUGUGUGUGUGUGUGACUUCAUGUGUGCAUGUUCCUGUCUGUGUAUGUUUUGUCGAUCAGAGAGAUCUUUCCCAUUGCUAAUUCCGCUCCUUCCUCCGUGGCAUCACUAGAGAAGGGUAGACUUGUCCAGCAGUAAUGGUGAUCAUUGCGCCACUACAAUUUGUGCUCAGGAUAGGUUGAGACUGCUGUUUAGUACAGCUAGGACCAGAGUAGCUAUUCAUUUAAUGCAAUAGAGAGACUACGAUGCACAUGCAUGUACAUACAUGUCUGUACUGUAAAAUCAGUUUGUGCCUCUUGUAAAGGAAUAGCAACUGGGCAUUGGGAACAAAAAUCAACUUGUUUGUACGUGCAAUAUUAUUUACUCUGGUUAAUAUCGUUUUCUGUUUUUUUUUGCAGUUUUUGUUAUUUUCUUUGGUUUUGUUCCAGGGGAGUUGUGCUUAACCCAUUGUAUCUACCAUCUAGUGAUGAGUGUGAGACAUCAACCAUACAUAAACUGUUCUCGUGGUCGGGACAUUAUGGUCAGAUUUGUUCUCUCUAGGUUUUUCCACGUUUUGACCACUUACAUUUUGCUCCAUCACUAUAACUAGCCAAUCUUUAGUAUCAAUAUUUUAGAUAUCAGUGGUAAAAAAAAUAUAACGACCUCCAUCAAACUUCUGAGUUGAACUCGAGUUGGCCUAUGUUACUUGUGUGAUAAUGUAUGUGCAGUUCAAUUGUAUCAGCUAUCUAAACACAGCCAUAGUGUUACACAUCUGUUUUUAUCUGUGAUGCCCCCUGGGUGAUAUUGGUGAUUUCAUUCUGCGAUUAGGCUUUUCAUGAGAGAGCUUUAUCAAGACUCAUGGUGCAAAGACUGCUAAUGCCUCUCAGUGGAUCCAUUUUACAUGUAAAAUAUUGUUUUGAACAGUAUUUGUAUGAUGGUAGUGUCCAGACUGAACAUUUCAACCUAGGGUUAUUUAUAUGUUGAGGAUGUUUUAAACAUAAUCCUCUGUGGUUACAGCAGGAGACUACACUGAGUUUAUCCUUGUUUUUCUAAAUGUCUUCUAGGCCCAAUUUUUAUAUUUUUUCUCCUUUUUACCAAAGUUGUAAAUAUAUUUCUGACAAGGAGAAUGUUUUUAGAUCCAAUAAAAAAUAAUUGCUUGUUGUGAAAUGUACUCUCCUCAUAUUGGGGGGGUGUUAGUCUUUCAGUGAUCAUUUGUAUCAUAUUUUAUGGUUUGCAUUUCCAAUAAAAAAAAUACAUUUUUACAAA